AUGAAGACAAAUCAAUCCAUAUCAUUGUUUCUCGCAAUCAUUGGAUGGUGUAUAGUCUCUACUUAUGCACAAACCUACAAUCCACAAAAUGGACAUUACUAUAUGUGGCAAGCUAUUGGAGCUCCAACAGAUAUGAAUAAAACUAUAAACUAUAUUAACAAUAAUAUUGCGCAAUUUAAAGGAUUAAAACCUUAUUUGGCUGUUAUUAAUACUCCAGAAGAAAUGGAGUUUAUCUCAACCACAAUGAGAACCAAAACCCAAUCACCUACUCAAAAACUCAUUGUAUCAGGUUGGAGAUUGUCUGGUGAGACAUUCGUUUACAACUCUGGUGUUGAGGUUGGUGAUAAAAUCUAUUCUGGUGCUCUUGGCCGUUGCUACACUGUUUGCCAAUGGUCUCAAGGAUAUCCAUCGACCUCCGCCGAUAAAACUCUCCUUGCUUUGAACAAUGUCAACAAUCGUUAUGAAUUCUCCAAUGAGGCAUUUGGUCAAAACAAUCUGUACCUCUUGGAAUAUGGUGGACUGACCGAACCAUACUUCCCACCACCAACUACAAUGGGUGGUAAUGUAAAUAUUAAAAAUAUGAUUACAAGUGAAGCCGGUGUCAAAUGGAAUAUGACUUCGAAUGCACUCCUUGUAACAGUUUCCAGUGCUUCAGAUACCUACAAUGCCACUAUUACCGCCACUCUUACCAGCUCGAUCACUGUAGUGAUCAAACAAGGAAUUGAAGCCUUCAAUGUUACCAUCAGAGAUUUGACUGGUACAAGAACCUUUACUGGAACAUUCCAUUACCAAGUUCCAUUUAUCCAAACCGUCUACUCUUACUCUCAAAUUGCAGGAUCCAUCAUUACCUUGUACGGAUCCAAUUUCGACAACCCAGAUACAGGUGUCUCUGCUAUCAGUGUUGCAACCGGUACACAAAGAACCCCAUGUACCUCUGCCACUGUAUUGAUUCCUUACACUGCAAUAACAUGUGUUCUGGGUGCCACCUCUGAUGGAAACACAGUUACUAUGUUCCCACUUACUGUAUAUAGUGGUGGUUCGAAUUUUGUAUACAACACAAGUCGUAUUCCAUUUUAUGAUCCAUCAACAUUAAGAGUAAUCAGAAUUGCUGAUGUUAAACUUCCAGAUGAAUUCCCAAUCGUUCAAUCAAUGAUUUCCAGUAGCAAGGCCACCACAGUUGAUGGAAAUGUUGCAUACCAUGGUGUUGUAACUUCUGCCACCCAAGCCAAACAAAUUUCCAAUAUUUUCAAUUUUGUUGUUGGUGGUGUGUCUACUACAGUUUUCCAAGGUCUCACACUCAGUGGUUCGAAUAUGGUCAUCAAUAAUCUUGGUGGUCCAAACAAUGGUGUUCCAGUAUUCACUAUUGCCAACGGUGCAUGUAACUCCAACUAUGUAUAUUGUGGUGCUGGUGGUGUAAGAAUCAACUAUUCCACAGCAUACGUUUUAUUCUUCCAAAACACAACAGCCAACCUCCCAGAUAUUCGUAGUGUCUCCUGGGACAAGGCUGGUGAGAUGGUUUUCUACGGUCUUGAUCCUGUCCAAUUGGCUCCAGUCAGCUAUUUGCUUGAUACCACAGGAGGAGCGAUUAAACUCAUCAAUGGUGGAUCCAAUGGUUUUGCGCUUUCCAACCGUACCAUCACUUUCCAAGGUACCGUUUACGGUUCAGUCUACCAAGAAAAUACUACUUCACUCAACAUCCAAAUUCCAGCUGGUACCGGUCUUAAUAACCCAUUGACUGUUACCAUUGAAAACCAAUUCACCCUUAAAAAUGCAAUUAUCAAUUUCAAACCACCAACCAUUUCCAGUAUCACACCAAAACUCACUUCUUUUGGUGGUAAUGUAAUUAUUACCGGUACUCAAUUCGGUCCAACUGCAACAAAUGUUAGUGCUACUAUUAAGAUUGGAGUAAAUACCUAUCCAUGUGCCAACAUGCAAAUUUACACUCCACACCAACAAUUAAUGUGUACCUUACCAAGUGGAUCAGGUUCCAACUUGGUUUUCACUUUGAAUGUAAAUGGACAAACCACAACCUACCAGUACUCUUACAGUGAACCAGUUAUCUCUUCCAUUACUCAGAAUGGAGAGCUAAUUAAUAUUGUUGGAACUGGUUUCGGUUUUGACAACAACCAAUUGACCACAAUCCAAAACACUACUAUCUUGACCAUCACGGUUUCAGGAGAUCCACAAACCAUUGUUGCUCAAUGUCCAUCAAACAUGAUGAAUGGUGGAUUUACCAUUGUUUCCAGUGGAUUGCCAAGUACCCCCUAUGACUUAUACCUUAAACCAAUUAUUAAAGCUAUCUCUCCAGCUCCAUCCACCACAACUGUUACCCAAAUCAAUAUCUCUGGUUCCUUCUUGAAUACAUUACGUGUCAAUGGUACCAAUGCUAUCCUCAAUGUAACCUACGAUGGUAUUUCAAUUUCCUGCACAUCGGGUAUCGUUGCUGGUACUAGUUUGUCUUGUCAACUUCCACCAAUCACUGGUUAUCACACUUUGGUUGUAAAUUCCGACAAUGUUGCUUCAGAUCCAUUCACUUUCAGUGCCGCAACACCAACCAUUCAAAGUGUUUCACAAGAUAAAUCAUCGAUCACUGUAGUUGGUACCAAUUAUGGAAAUGAUAAAUCCAAAGUAUCACUCAACUAUGGAGGUAACACCAUCUCUGCUGAUAGUGUCACCGGUGGUAACACUAUUAUUGCUACUCUUCCUGAUUAUCAAACCAAUGGAUUUAUUUCAGUGAUUAUCGAUAACGUUGAAUCUACAAGACAAAUCUUUAAAUUGUCUCCAGUCAUUACAUCAGUUUCCAGCACCAAUACUACUGGUGGUCCCAUUAUAAUUACCGGUUUAUUCUUUAAUCAAGUGAAUUCCUCUGGUAUCGCAUUACCAUAUUCCGUUAGUGUUUCCGGUACCCCAUGUACCAAUCUUGUUUUCUCUGUCAGUAACACUGAGAUCCAAUGUGUUGCUCCAAGAGGUGUAGGAACUGGUAAUCAAAUUCAAGUUACCAUUGAUUCAAUGCCUGGUGUUAGUCUCUUCAAUUACUACCCACCAUAUAUCGCUUCAAUCUCUCAAAAUUUAGCAAUUCCACAAAUAACAAUUACUGGUUUCAACUUUGGUCCAAACUCAUUCAACCUUACUUUCUGUUCAGCUUGGUCACUAGGAUCAACCGUCAAUGAUAACCAAAUCAUUUAUAACGUACCCACCACCUCAAAGAAUGAUUAUUUAACAAUUGCCGUCAGUGGACAACAAUCAAACUCCUACUACCUUCCACUCACUCCCAUUGUAAGCAAUAUUGGAAAUCCACCAACCCAGGGUGGAAGUGUUACAAUUCUUGGUACUUUUAUCACUGAUAAGAGUUUUGCUGGUGUACCCCUUGAUAUUGCUGUUAAUUUCGAAAAUGGUCAAUGUUUGAACCCUUCUUAUGACCAAUCGAAUAAUGAUUUGGUAUGUUCUGCUCCAUCUGGAACUGGUAUCAACAAGAAAGCAAUCGUGACUAUAGAUAGCAUGCCAUCUGCCCCAUUCACAUUCUCAUAUAUGGCACCUCAACUAACCGGAUUCAGCCAAGUCGGUAUGAUUGGUACUAUUGCUGGUGAACAGUUUGGUUCUAACUCCUCAUUGAUAACUGCAUCGUUUGUAUCAUUGACCAACACCGCAACUAGAGUCCUCCCAAUCGUUGGUAACACUGAAUCCAUUGAAGUGGAUAUCCUACCAUUUGCUCUCAGUGGACAAUUGACACUUCAUGUCGACGGUCAAGAUUCAAACUCUAUUUCAUACCUCCUUGCUCCAGUUCUCUAUUCGGUUACAUCUGCACCACUUUCCGGUGGUGUUAUUACAGUUGCCGGUCAUUUCUUAAAUACAGUAUCGAGCAAUGGAACUGAAACUUUCCUUAGCAUUACCUUGCAAUCAAACAUCCCAUGCACCAAUGUUGCCAAAUUGGCAGAUGACGACUUCUCAUAUCUCACAUGUCUUCUCCCUCCAGGAAACAGUGAAAACGUAUCGCUAACCGUAACUAUUGAUGGAAUUUCCGCUAGUAUUCCAUUCAGUUAUGGUGCACCAGUUAUUUCCUCUAUCUCUGUCGACGCCAACAAUCAAAUCAAUAUUACUGGUACCAAUAUGUUUGCCGAUGGCUACAACACCGUUGUCAACUUCGGAUCUGAAACAUACACCACUUUCACCAAUACCUCCAACAGUAUUAUCUUUACUGCACCAGCUGGUCAAGUCAAUGAUAUUGUUUCUAUAACCUUGAAUGGACGUACCUCCAACGGUAUCAUGACUAGACUCUAUCCAAUCAUCACAAGCGUAACAGGUUCAGCAACUGUUGGAUCGAAUGUUACUGUUACCGGUACUUUCCUUAACUCUUAUCGUGGAGAUCUCACCACAACCACAUUCUCUGCAACUGUCGAUGGUAUGAAUUGUCUUGUCUAUCCAGACGACUCAAAGACCUCCAAGAUCAUUCAAGUUCCAGCAGGUACUGGUGCAGAUCUUCCAUUCACAAUUAUCAUUGAUGGUCGCUCUGCCACCACUGAAUUCUCAUUUGACGCACCAACUACCAACGGUACAAUCACCCAAGACGGUUCACUCAUAACCGUCUACGGUGGUAACUUUGGAACUGAUCUCUCUGUUGUCAAUCCACCAAAUGGAAUGACAGCUAUCUCUGUAGUACAAGAUACUUUGGUAUUCCAAUUACCGGACACCUAUCAAUCCGGUACCAUUUCGUUUGAAAUCGAUGGACAACAAGCUAUAUUCUAUUUGUACGUCACACCAAUCAUCACUGAAUUCUCAACACAAGUUGCCACAGGUGGAGAUAUCGUAAUCAAAGGUAAAUACUUUAAUACCAAACGUUCAGAUAGAUCUGAUACAACCAUAACUGUAUACGUUGGUUCUGAAAGCUGUACAUUCAAAUCUGCUGCCGCCACUUCUGAUUCCCUCACCUGUACUCUUGGUGCCAAGUCUAUCUAUCAAGGAUUGGUAACCAUCUCCAUUGAUUCUAAAGUAGGUAUGCUCAUGAACAUUCGUUACAACUCAUUGCCACCCGUUGUAAACUCUGCUUCGUCCAGUCAUUUCCAAACACAAGAAACCGUUACCAUCUAUGGUUCCUACUUUGUCGAACCAGUCACUGCAACCAUCGGUGGACAAGCUUGCUCCGGUGCAUCACUUAUCAAUUCCAAUCAAUUGACUUGUACUUUCAACGGUAGCAACAGCGAUAGUCAGGGUGCGCUCAACGUCACCGUCACCAACGACCAAAUCACUGGAUUCAACAGCUACGGUUUCCUCUACAACCAAUUGGAUUGCAACGGUCUCUGUGCCAACAAUGGACAAUGUACAAACGGUUACUGUAUCUGUGCAUCGGGUUACGCUGGACAACUUUGCAACAUAGCAGUCAACACCACCGUUACACCAACUGUCAACCCAUCGGAUAUUAACUACCCACUGUUCAACAAUGUUACAUUCAACUCUGGAAUUGACAGUCUCGUAGAAGUAGACUCGAACCAAAAUGUUAUCAAGCAAAUCGAUCUCUCCGGUGCCGUAUGGUCACAAAUCUCUGCCAACAACUACAGCUCCACCGUCAACAAUGUUGUUGUAAGCAUCGUCACCUCCCAAUACACCCAACAAACCACCGUUUACUUUGCCGGUGACAACAUCCCAGUUUCACCAAGCACCGUCAAACACACCGUAUCGAUUAGUGGUUGGCAAUUCGCAAACACAAUCAACUCGCUCCAGAUUGUCUACCAAGCGAAUGCACCGGCUCUCUUUGACUACAAUUGCGCACCGGCCUCGCCAACUAUCACUGCCAACUUGAAAGCAGGACAAUCGCCAUCGUUCACCAUUGAUACUCCACUCGGUAUUCUCUAUACCCAAUUCUCUGGUCGUGUUAUCGUUGACAGCAAGAUUGCAAGAAUCACAAGUGCGUCGUUCACCACCACCGCCGAGAACAACUCUGUCAAAUUCGCAAUCCAAGUUCCAAACUUUGCUUCGCAACUUGUCUACGAUCCAACAUUUAUCUCCUACAUCAAACCAAACGUAAUCAUCGGAUGCAACCCAUCGAGCACAACCUCUUCAAAUCCAAUCACUACAGGUAGUACUGACGGCACAACCGGAACAAUCUCAAUCUCUACCAAACUUACACCAAUUACAACCUUCUCAAUGGUUGCUCUACUCUUCUUGAUUACAUUCCUAUUAAUAUAG
Messenger RNA from Heterostelium album PN500, 6180 nucleotides. Its product is annotated as beta strand repeat-containing protein. NCBI's taxonomy places the organism in Eukaryota, Evosea, Eumycetozoa, Acytosteliales, Acytosteliaceae. The record is from RefSeq and is a predicted model, not a curated record. The coding region runs from base 1 to 6180 and encodes 2059 amino acids. The transcript has 3 exons.